AUGUCACCAUUCAAUGUUCUGCUGCUGUCUUUUACUGUCAAAGAACGUUCUAGAGGAGUUACCUUUGACAACACCUACGUCUCUGAGUCCUGGCUCGGCGACUCCGACAAUGGCGCUGCCUCCAUGGACAUGACUGGCUCCAACCAGGGCGCGUACAACAACUACGUCGCCAUCAACACUUUCUGGGAGGACACCACCAACCUCGACAACAUUCGUGGAGCUGACAUCACUGACCACAGCGUCGCUGGCUCCACCGAGACCAUCUCGAGCCACGUCACCCACACUGACAGCAGCUCCCCUGCCCCUUAA
Molecule: messenger RNA, 309 nt
Organism: Guillardia theta CCMP2712
Lineage: Eukaryota; Cryptophyceae; Pyrenomonadales; Geminigeraceae
Exons: 2
Coding region: 1-309 (102 amino acids)
Source: RefSeq, a predicted model, not a curated record